GUCUCUUCGUGGUCGCUCAGCCUUCAGUCUUGUCUGCUCUUCAUCAUUGCUCGGACGUUCAGAAUCGAUUGCGCUGACUGAUCAAUAUCUCCACUUGAUUGACACUUCGUUCAGAUUUCCUGAUUUGCUGGAACCUCAAAAGAGUGCCGCACGAUGUUUCUUCUCACGGCGGUACCACUGCUGCUAGCGAUCAGCAGGAUUUCGGCGCAAUGUCUGACAGGCAACGAUGUCCCAUCAUUGAUGGACCCGGCAUCGAAAAUAUCGCUGACGGACGCCCGUUAUAAUUUCGCACUCGAUAGUCUGAAGAAGGCCGCGCUGAUCGAAACGCGGGACAACGUCUUCUUCAGCCCACACAGUCUGCACCAGGCCUUGAGUCUGGCGUACUUCGGAGCCCGCGGCACCACCGAAGAAUCCCUCAAGACGGCUCUGCGCAUUCCCGAGCACCUCUCCAAAGUUGACGUGCAACGCUACUACGCUUUUGAGAGAUCGAUCAACGAGAUGCGCUCUCAGAUAAAUAGCUCGGAGUCUUAUGAGUACAACGUCGCAAAUAGAUUUUGGAUCACAAAUACUAAGAAGUUGCGUGAGUGCAUGCUCGAUUUCUUCAACGAUCAACUGCAAGUGACCGAUUUCCGUACGAACCCCGCUCAGGUGCGAAAUCACAUUAACGAAUGGAUCAGCAACAUGACAAAGGGUCACAUCCGCGAACUUCUGCCACCCAACAGCAUUAGCGAGGACACCGAUUUGGUCCUGGCGAAUGCCGUUUACUUCAAGGGUUUGUGGGCUCACCGUUUCGAUCCGAAAAACUCCCAACGUGACAUUUUCUACUCUUCCGGAAUGCAGAACUCUGUCAUCACUUUCAUGCGACAGAAAGGACAAUUCCAUCAUCACGUUUCUGAGGACUUGGGCGCGUACGUCUUGGAACUACCCUACAAGGGCAACGAAAUAUCGAUGUUCGUAUUGCUGCCUCCGUUCUCCAUCAUGUACUCCGGUCAGAAUCCCUCAAACGAGCCCCAGGACGGCAUUCGCCAGUUGGUGGAACGCCUAGCGACCGAGAGAGGAUCGCAGCUGCUUCGCGAAAUGUUGCAGGACAGAAUGACAUAUCGGGAGGUCGAAGUGAGCCUGCCACGUUUCGAGCUCGAGCGAGAACUGCCAGUUGCUCAGCUGUUAAGCCAAUUGGGUGCCGGCGAGCUUUUCUCCAACUCCGCCGAUCUGCGUGGCUUCCUCGCUGAUGGAGAGCAGAGUCUGACUCUCGGUGAUGCAGUGCAUCGCGCCCGCAUCGAGGUCACGGAAGAAGGCACCACAGCGGCAGCAGCCACCGCGAUCCUCACCUUCCGCUCGAGUCGGCCCAUGGACCCCGCUGUCUUUAAAGCCAAUCAUCCGUUCGUCUACCUGAUCUAUGACAAGACUAGCAACACUAUUCUCUUCACCGGCAUCUUCCGCAAACCCGAAACGCAGCAACCUGCUGCUUAGGUUGACCGCGCGAAGACAAGAAGCGUUUUUUUGUCUUUGACCAGCCAGUCUCUCUUCUCUAUUUCUGUUUACUCCGGAAGAUUCUUAGAUCAUGGAAUCUUUCCUCCUCGUCAUCGUCUUCUUCUUCUUCCUCAUCAGGUUUGACUCAAUUUCCGACACAGAACUUGUUAGCACGUGUGUGUGAUAUUGAGUGAUUCUUUGAGUUGAUGAUCGGGCACUUCUUUGGUUCUGAUCUUGCUGCAAAACUGGCGAGGAUUUGAUUGUUAACUUCCUGCGGAUUUCGGAGGAUCGCUUAUGAUACUCGCCUCCGGUAAUUUCCCAAGGGAGUCCAUUGCAUGAAUCUCAUUAAUUUAUUCUUGUAUAUUUAUCGAAUUUAUAUUGUACCUUUUACGGCUUUACCCUCUUAUUUUUUGUAGGUAGAUCUUUUGUAAAAUAAGACAAAAGUUUUAUAUAGAUACGUACGUUACGAAUAUUGAUGAUACGAUGAAUUUUUUAGUGAACUGCAACCUCGCUAAUUGACUGAAAUAUGUUUUAUAAAUAUUUUCUGGCAAAUUACAGAAAAAAGAAUGAUAAUGCGCUAAAUACACUUAUAAUAGUGAGAAAAAGCUGUAAAAAUACGAACUACAUUGUGGAGAUUUAUGUAAUAAAAAGAAAGUAAAGAAAAAUUUUACUUUUAGAUUUUAUAAA
Messenger RNA from Ooceraea biroi (clonal raider ant), 2157 nucleotides. Its product is annotated as serine protease inhibitor 88Ea. Gene Ontology annotation, molecular function: serine-type endopeptidase inhibitor activity. NCBI's taxonomy places the organism in Eukaryota, Metazoa, Arthropoda, Insecta, Hymenoptera, Formicidae. The record is from RefSeq and is a predicted model, not a curated record.